AAUAAUAAUUCUUUUUUAUUACCAGCGGCAAUGGGAACGCAGAAAUAUUUAAAAACGUUGAAAUUCGGCAACGCUCAAAAAUCGAACCAGAUGCCCUUAUCCUCUCCCUCAGUGAUGUCGUCACUAGUGACGGUAACAAAAGUCAAGACCUUGCAGAAAAUGAAAAACAUUACUCAAACCGCAACUAGUUGCCAACAUAUACUUCUUCCUACAACUUUCCUUUAUAACUCUGAAGCCUUCUUUGCCCACUGUGCAUUCAUCCAAUUCCAUUCAAUUGCAAGAAAGGGACACACAUACCCAAAUCCAAACAUGCCCACAACACAAACCCACGUCCUCGCCUAUCCCUUCCCAUCUUCCGGUCACGUGAUCCCUCUCCUUGACCUCGCUAAAAGACUAGUCUCUCGCGGCGUACACGUCACCGUUUUGGUCACCCCUUCUACCCAACUCUUAGUCCCAACCAACUAUUCCCCUCUUCUCCAAACCCUCCUUCUUCCUGCCCCUCAGUUUCCGAACCCGAACCAAAACAGGCUCGUUGCCAUGGUCACCUUCAUGCGCCACCAACACUACCCAAUCCUCCUCGAGUGGGCACGGGCCCACCCACUACCUCCCUCCGCCAUCUUGUCCGAUUUCUUCCUAGGUUGGACCCACAACCUCGCAAGUGAUCUCCACGUGCCGCGUAUGAUUUUCUCCCCCUCCGGUGCGUUCGGCCUCUCUAUUUCCUUCUCCCUCUGGCGCGACCUGCCUCAAAACGACAACCCUGAAGAUCCCAACUCCGUCGUUUCAUUCCCCAAUCUACCGAAUUCCCCAGUUUACCCCUGGUGGCAGAUUAGCCACCACUUCAAGGAGAACAAGAGAGGCGGACCAGAAUGGGAAUUUCACAGGGAAAACAUGCUCUUAAACCUCGACGCUUGGGGCGUCGUUUUCAACACGUUCACCGAGUUAGAACGAGUUUAUCUGGACCACGUGAAGAAAGAACUGGGCCACGGAAGAGUGUGGGCUGUGGGUCCGGUUUUGCCUCUUGAGGAUGGUUCGACCGGACCGGAAGUAGACCGAGGUGGGUCCAUUACCGUCUCGUGCCACGACCUCAUGAACUGGCUCGACUCGCAACCGAACGGUUCGGUGGUUUACGUCUGCUUUGGGAGCCGCACCUUUCUCACGAGCGCACAGAUGGACGUGUUAACACGUGCCUUGGAGCUAAGUGGGGUCCACUUCAUAUUAUCAGUAAGGGGUCCCGAUGAGCGACAUGUGGCACUAGACCAAGGUGCGAUACCGAGUGAGUUCGUGGAUCGGGUGCGGGGCAGGGGAUUUAUAAUCGAAGGGUGGGCCCCGCAACUAGUUAUACUGAGUCAUCGCGCUGUGGGAGCGUUCUUGACUCACUGUGGGUGGAACUCGGUGCUUGAAGGGUUGGCUUCUGGGGUGGUGAUGCUGACGUGGCCAAUGGGUGCGGAUCAGUUCACCAACUCGAAGUUGCUUGUGGACCAGCUGGGCGUUGCGGUUCGAGCCGCAGAAGGGACCGAGAAGGUUCCAGAACCGACCGAGCUGGCUAAGAGGAUAGAGGAGUCUCUGGGAAGGACUAAAGAGAGGGUGCGAGCUGAAGAGUUGAGAGACGCAGCCUUGGGUGCCGUAAAGAAGGAUGGAAGCUCCCAUAAGCAGUUGGAUGCACUUGUGAAGCAGCUCAAUGAACUUAAAAAUGAGCAAGUCGCCAUUUGAAAAUUUUUACAGUUUUCGAAGUUCAUGCUACUGCAAAAAGAUUGCACUUGAUAAGGUUUUAUAGUAAUAAAAAGAAAAAUUAGUAAGCAGUAGCCAACAAUUAAUGCAAAAAUGCUAACAACAAUUGUUUAAAAAAUUGUUCACGAUCUAUAUUUGAUCAAAUAUGACUUCCCUUAUCUUAAUAAUAUUCAUAGUUAGUUAGCACUAAUAAAACAUAAAUUAGAUGGAAGAAUAUGUGAGAAAUGAGGAACAAAUUGGUCU
Gastrolobium bilobum is the source of this 1971-nucleotide messenger RNA. RefSeq names its product flavonol 3-O-glucosyltransferase UGT89B1-like. Lineage: Eukaryota; Viridiplantae; Streptophyta; Magnoliopsida; Fabales; Fabaceae. The record is from RefSeq and is a predicted model, not a curated record. Gene Ontology annotation, molecular function: UDP-glycosyltransferase activity. The transcript has a single exon. Bases 31 to 1710 code for a protein of 559 amino acids.